Tympanuchus pallidicinctus (lesser prairie-chicken) is the source of this 2901-nucleotide messenger RNA. Its product is annotated as urotensin-2 receptor-like. Bases 39 to 1130 code for a protein of 363 amino acids. The record is from RefSeq and is a predicted model, not a curated record. The transcript has a single exon. Gene Ontology annotation, biological process: blood vessel diameter maintenance; regulation of blood pressure; neuropeptide signaling pathway. Gene Ontology annotation, cellular component: membrane. Lineage: Eukaryota; Metazoa; Chordata; Aves; Galliformes; Phasianidae. Gene Ontology annotation, molecular function: urotensin II receptor activity.
GGAGCCGUCGCGAGGCUGUGGGGCCGCCGCCGCCGCCUAUGGAGCCCAACGGGACGGCGGCGGCGGGGGACAACGGGACGGCGGGCGGUGGCGGCCCCCCCGAGGGCGGCCCUCUGCUCAUCCCGUCGGACUUCGGGACGGUGCUGUCGGUGAUGUACGUGGCCGGGGUGGCGGGCAACGUGUACACGCUGGUGGUGAUGUGCCACUCGGCGCGCUGCGCCGCCCCCAUGUACAGCUCCAUCGUCAGCCUGGCCCUGGCCGACCUGCUCUACCUCUCCACCAUCCCCUUCAUCGUCUGCACCUACCUGGCCCAGGACUGGUACUUUGGAGACCUGGGGUGCCGCAUCCUGCUCAGCCUGGACCUGCUCACCAUGCACGCCAGCAUCUUCACCCUCACCUUGAUGUGCACCGAGCGCUACCUGGCCGUCACGCGGCCCCUGGACACCCUGAAGCGCUCACGCGGAUACAGGAAGGUGACGGCGGGCGCCGUCUGGUCGGUGUCGCUGCUCCUCACUCUGCCCAUGAUGCUGAUGGUCACCCUGACCGAGGGGAGCAAGGCGGAGGGCAAGGUGAAGAGGAUGUGCGCGCCCACCUGGAGCAUGGACGCCUACCGGACCUACCUGACGGUGCUGUUCAGCACCAGCAUCAUGGCCCCCGGCAUCAUCAUCGGCUUCCUCUACACGCGCCUGGCCAGGACCUACCUGGAGUCCCAGCGGAACCCGCCCCACAAGGAGAAGAGCAAGAGGUCCCCGCGGCAGAAGGUCCUCAUCAUGAUUUUCAGCAUCGUGCUGGUCUUCUGGGCGUGCUUCCUGCCUUUUUGGAUCUGGCAGCUGGUGCGACUCUACAGCAGCCCCCUGCAGCUCACUACCCAAACCCAAAAGUGCAUUAACUACCUGGUGACCUGCCUGACCUACAGCAACAGCUGCAUCAACCCCUUCCUCUACACCCUGCUCACCAAAAACUACCGGGAGUACCUGCGCAACCGGCACCGCAACUUCUACAGGUUCACCUCCUCCUUUCGCAAGAGGGGCUCCAACCUGCAGUGCUCCUGGGGACGCUCCAUGUCCUCCAGCAACCAGUACGACUACAGCUCGGAGGCCCUGGGCAUGGCCACGCUGAAGGACAAGUGAGGAAGAGGAGGCUCUCAGCAGACAUCAGGACCAGAAGAGCGUCUGGCCGAGGUAGGGCUUUGGGCACCCUUUGCCCUACAGGGUCCUCACACCUCCUGUCUGCUGGUCACUGUAAGCAGCUGUGUGUGCUGGAAUACAGUGAGAUGUUUUUUUGAUUUUUUCUGGCUUGGGGCUGUCCGGGGAGUCCUGCCAGCAGCUGGGGUGGGCGAAUCCCUCUGGUUUGGGUAAGGACAGUGAGGUGGAUACUUUCUUCAGAAAACUCCUUUCAAGCUGUGCUCUGUGUGGUUCCUCCUGCGCGAUUCCUCUGCUGUCCUCAGGCUACAGAAAAGGUCUGGAAUUGUCCUGUCCAACUUAAUUUAGCUGCAAGCCCUGGGUUUGCCCUGUAUAUCCCUGUUAUGUGUUCCAAGUGUGCCUAAGGAGACCCUUAAGCCCCUUUUUCUAUUUCCUGUCACAUUAUGGUGCACUACAGCUCAGGAUUAAAGCAACUCUUUUAAAAUUCACUGUAGCAGCACUGCAAACUCUAAACAUUCAGAAACCACAGGGUUAUCUACACAGACUUGUAAUAUUUCAGGUGUUCUAUCCAAGAUUAUUUUAAUUUCCCACUGUUUGGGGGGUUUUGUUUUUGUUUUUGUUUUUUUGACUCAGACCCUUUCUCUGCAGACAACAGUUUGAAAAAUCUGAAAAUUUACUUUGGAAGGGAAAACAGGAAUUGUUAUAAUGCCAUCACUCAAAGACCUGAGGCUCCAAAAUAACUGAAACUUGUAUCCUGAGACUCACAGAAGGAACCCAUAGAUUCAUGACAUUUCCUCACAAGCAUUUUGCCUCCAUGUAUUUUGCUCAUUCUCUUCCCACGUUGCAUCUAGUGCAAAACUUCCUCCACAGAUGUUAGAAAUGCCUGUAAACUGUAACACGUCUGUUCAUAACACAAAGUAUGGACCUCCACCAGGUGCCCCCUCCCAGUCCAGAGGGACGCAUUUACCAGGGGAAAAAAAUAAUCCCCUCAGGGCAAGUAUAGGAUGAAGACCAGGGAAACACAUUUCUGUGCCAGCAAUCAGGCAUUCUUCACACCGGUGCAGGUUUGGGGGUGCUUUUGGGGAGGGGGAAUAAGUAACUGAUCUUAGCAUUGCCAUAUAUUACUUCUAACCACAGGAACUUUGUUUGAACCACUGGCGACCACUUUGCUGCUCUCCAGGCUGGGUGGUAGGAGUGAACCUGAUGGUGCCAACUCCCUUAGCAACAAGGGGCACUGGAGCACAGUUCUUGCUGGGAAUUGGUAGGGUAGAACAGCCUUCACCACUUGAAAAGAACAACUCUUCAGGAACUAAUUCAUUUCUAAUUAUUAUUCAUUCUGAAGCCAUUGUUCCUUUCCCUUUCCUUCCUAUUUCUGAGGCUGGAAGUCACUGCCCUGUAAGAGCAACAGAGAUAAGCCCUGGUCUACAGGGAGGUGUCCCUGCCUGUAGCAGGAAGGUUGGAACUAGAUGAUCUCAAAGGUCCCUUCCAACCCAAACCAUUCCAUGAUUCUGUGAUUCUACGAUUCUAAACCUUAGCAUAGCCCAGGCUGGAUGUGGGUCUGGGCAGCCUGGUCUGGUGGUUGGAACCCUGCACAUAGCAGGGGGGUUGAAACUAGAUGAGCAUCGUGGUCCUUUUCAACCCAGGCCAUUCUGUGAUUCUUUGAUUCUACGAUUCUAUGAUAAGGGCAGAAGGUUGGAACACACGUGUCAUCCCCAAGACAUGCUGUGCUGUGCUGUGAUGCCCUCUGAGCAUAAGAAAA